Messenger RNA from Salpingoeca rosetta, 940 nucleotides. RefSeq lists its product as uncharacterized. The transcript is spliced from 4 exons. Lineage: Eukaryota; Choanoflagellata; Craspedida; Salpingoecidae. The record is from RefSeq and is a predicted model, not a curated record. Gene Ontology annotation, cellular component: nucleus; GINS complex. The coding region runs from base 180 to 719 and encodes 179 amino acids. Gene Ontology annotation, biological process: double-strand break repair via break-induced replication; DNA replication.
CUUUAUUUUAACAACACCCUGAAUCUGGGAUGGCCCAAAGUCAAUUCUGCAUACCCACAACGUCAAAAUUGCCGAGCAGAAAACAGCGCCAAACGACAGUCCGCUUGAUGGGUGUGUUGAUGUGAGAUAGAUUGGGAAGAAGGAGACAACACACACAAGAGGGGGGAGCGGGCAGAAGGAUGGAGGACCCACUGGGCAAGCUGAUGCCGAGCGAGGUGGAGUUUAUUGCAGAGGAUGCGCCAAUCACCAUCACCCCAAACUUCCAAGCUGGCGUCUUCUUGUUCCUCAAGGAGCGGGUUGGCCCAUUCAAGCCUCAACGGCCCAUGGAAGUGCCCAUGUGGCUGGCCGUAUCUCUCAGACGGCGUGACAAAUGUGUCAUCCAUGUCCCAGAAUGGCUUUCCGUCGAUGCCCUCACCACCAAGCUAGAGGAGGAGAAAAUGCAGCAGAAACAGUUUGUACACAUGCCAGCCCACUUUCAAGAAAUAAGCAGCAUCCUCUUUGAUGUUGCGUCGCAAGACGUGCCCAACAGCGAGGAGUGUCGGCAGUUGAUCCAGGCGAUUGUGGAUGUGCGCACGGCCAAGAUACGGCAGGGCGGGCUGGACGACAUGAAGGAUUCCCUGGCCAUUCAGCUCAACAACGUCACGCAGAUGGAGAUCACCUCCAUCCGGCAAUUUGCAUGCCACGCCAUGGACGCCUUUAACAGACUCAGCAGCGUUUAGUAUAGUGUGUGUCUCGCGCAUGAUUUUUUUCUUUGUGUGUGUGUGUGAUCAAGUGCUGACUUGUGCGCUGACAUGUUGCGAUGCCAGCUAACUUGUGUCUGUUACUUCCACUAAUGUUAGUCGCCCUGCCUUCCUCCUGUAUCUCUCUAAUAAACAAACAACACACAACAGACCAAGCGCGGAGCACACACGCUCUCUCACUCUCUCUCUCUCUCGAUCAC